GCGGAAACGACGCCUGCGCAGUGAGACCGGGAUGGCGUAUUUUCUUGCACCGAGUAAUGCGGCGUCGCUGGCGGCUGAGGAGGGCGGAGAGUUCGGUGGUGAAGUAGGGGGAGGGAUUCAUGUAGGCGUCAGAAGGAGCCUCGCUCUCAACGGCAGAGUAGGAAGUUGAUGCUGGGUGUUGCUACUCCCCGAACCGGCGGCGUAUAAGACAAUGGAAAAGACUCAAGAAACAGUUCAAAGAAUUCUUCUAGAACCCUAUAAGUAUUUGCUUCAGUUACCAGGUAAACAAGUGAGAACCAAACUGUCACAGGCAUUUAAUCAUUGGCUGAAAGUUCCAGAAGACAAACUAAAGAUUAUCAUCGAAGUGACAGAAAUGUUACAUAAUGCCAGUUUGCUCAUCGAUGAUAUCGAAGACAACUCAAAACUCCGACGUGGCUUCCCAGUGGCACACAGCAUCUAUGGAAUUCCAUCUGUCAUCAAUUCUGCCAAUUAUGUGUAUUUCCUCGGCUUAGAGAAAGUCUUAACCCUUGAUCACCCUGAUGCAGUGACACUUUUUACCCGCCAGCUCUUGGAACUGCAUCAGGGACAAGGCCUAGAUAUUUACUGGAGGGAUAGUUACAGAUGUCCCACAGAAGAAGAAUAUAAAGCCAUGGUACUGCAGAAGACAGGUGGCCUGUUUGGAUUGGCCGUGGGUCUCAUGCAGUUGUUCUCUGAUUACAAAGAAGAUUUAAAGCCACUGCUGAAUACACUUGGGCUCUUUUUCCAGAUUAGAGAUGAUUAUGCUAAUCUACACUCCAAAGAAUAUAGUGAAAACAAAAGUUUUUGUGAAGAUCUAACAGAAGGAAAGUUCUCAUUCCCGACUAUUCAUGCUAUUUGGUCAAGGCCUGAGAGCACUCAGGUGCAGAAUAUCCUGCGCCAGAGAACAGAAAACAUAGAUAUUAAAAAAUACUGUGUGCAUUAUCUUGAGGAUGUAGGUUCGUUUGAAUACACGCGGAAUACGCUUAAAGAGCUUGAAUCUGAAGCUUACAAACAGAUCGAUGCCUGUGGUGGGAACCCUGCGCUCGUAGGUCUAAUACAGCACCUAAGCAAAAUGUACAAAGAAGAAAAUAAACCAUUAUUGAUGGGAUCUGAUAGCUGAUUUUAGUUAGUUUUUAAAUUUUUUCUUUCAGCCUUAUCACCCUUUUACAAAUUCAGACCAAGCUGUUAAUUUCCCAAAGCAAGAUGAGGGAAAUGUUCAAUUUCAACCCCACUUGUACAUAUAAUCGCAAUACAAAAUUGAAAGAAUCCAGAGCCAUGUUUGUAUAGGUCUCAUGUGAGUUGCCGUGACAGGACGUUGUGACCAUUUCUGCUCUGCUACCAUAAAUGUCUGCUUACUCUAUCAAAAUAAUAAUAAUAAUAAGACUUCAGUUUCUAGGAAUUUUGAUACGGGUGAUUCUUAGCUGUACUGUAUUGACAAUUCCCAGUUCCUCUGCUCCGGCUCCAAGCCUGUGACUACUUGAAACUGGUUUAUUAAGGUACAACUCAGACCAUAAACCCCCCUUUUUUCACCUAAAUGCUGCUGCUAAGAAUAUUUCAGUAUCCUUCCUAGAAGCUGUCUUCUAUGAAAACGCUGAUAGUGAUUAAACAGUAAGUACACUGAUUCUUUCUCUUCCUUCUUUUUAUCUUCCUCUCCUCACCUCCGAAGUCUGCUAGUAAAUCAAGGUGUCUUCAGUUUGUGUAAUUUACUCAUUCUCCCCUCCCCCACACCUUAUAAUAUAAUUUGUGUUGUUCCAAACUGAUUGAUUAGUAAUUGGGAGCAUCGUUCUCUUUCUGUUGGGAAGGAAAUAGUGUGUGCAAAAAGACUUUUAGACAAAAGCCUUUGAAAAACCCCAUCGCUGGGAGUGAGCAUCUUUGAAGGGUUAGUUUGCUUUCCUCCAGUAGAAGGCUGGGACAGGUACCCCUUGACUUCCCACACAUUGCUGC
Messenger RNA from Ochotona curzoniae (black-lipped pika), 1962 nucleotides. It is a transcript of the gene GGPS1, whose product is annotated as geranylgeranyl diphosphate synthase 1. The transcript has 4 exons. The record is from RefSeq and is a predicted model, not a curated record. Gene Ontology annotation, molecular function: prenyltransferase activity. Gene Ontology annotation, biological process: isoprenoid biosynthetic process. The coding region runs from base 212 to 1138 and encodes 308 amino acids. NCBI's taxonomy places the organism in Eukaryota, Metazoa, Chordata, Mammalia, Lagomorpha, Ochotonidae.